CGUCGAGAACGUUGGGAUGAGAGCAGCUUCACAUUGGUUUUGUCUAUGUCAGUUGUUUUGGACUGUUUUUAGCUGUUCGCUUGCCAUUUUGGAGAAUUCUCAGCUAAAAUAUGUACUCAGGCCCCAUUAUGGUUAAGAUAACCGUGGGGCACUGGAAAGAGAAAAAUGAGAGCAGCAAUAUGUCUCGAGUGGAAAUUUGUUCUCUCGCUUACGAGGGAAAAUUUAAAGAACUGAAGGAGAAAAUAGAUUUGAAACCAAGUUUAGCAACCAAACUAGACGAGGUAAGACUUUGGUGAAAAUUGGGCUAGUUUGUUUGGAUGUGAGGAUGAAAUUCACGUGUUAUUUACGCCGGGGAAUAAGCAAUAUAACAUGUAUACCAUAAAUCAUCUAAUAGAAGCCCUAUCAAAUAAAUGCCUCUUGUCUAAUAAACACCCCUCUGCACUUGUAAGUUUGUAAAAAUUUACAUGCCCCUCUCUAAUACACACCAUAACCUGUCUAAUAGAUGCUUUGCAUGACAGUUGCUCCGAAAAUACUAGGAAAAAGUGAAAUGGAUUCAUUCACUUUCUUGUUUGAAUAACACAAGUUGUGUAUUGCAUCUUGUUCAAUGGGAAGUUCAAAAUAAGGAUUCUGCCCUUAAAGCUGAGCUUGAAGAUAUGAUGUGGAUCUAUGAAUGGAAGAGACAUGUCAGUGGAUGACAGUUUAAUUUUGUGUACUUUGUUACAGUUCUGAGAAUAAACACCUCUCUCUCCAGUCUGUGUAACACCCCCACUUGAGCUCCCAAAAUUUAGAAAACACCCAUUUAUCUUAGUAGCCUUGGGUCAUUUACCGUCUAUAGUUUCAUAUUGCACAGUUUUCUUAACAUCAAAUGGCCCAAGUCUGUUACAUGUAUUUCUAUAGCUAGGAGCAUUAACCUGCAAAACUAACAAUCAGAAUAGGCUGCUAAAUUCCAAAGUAAUAAGGAUGGUUACUGUCUUGAAUUUAUGUUAGGGCAGUCAUCAUAAUGUGUAUUUAAUUUUAGAAUGAACGAAUGCCAAUUCACUGGGCAGCAUCAGGUGGACACACUGAUAUUGUCAGAUUUUUGCUUGAUCUUGGAGUGCCAGUAGAUAACAAAGAUGAUGUAAGUUUUAAGUUUACAGUCAAACCAGGUCAAGCGUUCCCGUCGUUAGCAAACUAAUGAAUUCAUUAAUGGGAAAAUGAUUUUGUUUGUUGAUUCAAUAAUCCAUUCAUAAAAUGAAUAAUCCAACAGUCAAAUUGGACCUCGAUUCAAUAAUUAAAUGUUGAUUUGGUUUAUGAACAAAAUCUACCUGUUCUUUAUUCUUGUCUGUUGAGUUCAAUCGUAUUUGCUUCCCUUUUCCUGCCGUUAACGAUUGCGUUUUUAGUUGCCUUUAAUCAAAAUAACAGCUAGAAGAGACAGACCGCAAACGUAAAGAAACUGACAAAGGCCGGGAUCGAAAUCCACCAAUCACCGCACAUACACUGACCUCAGUUUGACUAUCGUGUUUUCUAAGAGGUCAGGUCCGUUGCACUGAUUACUGGAAGCAAAACGGCGUACAGUUUGUUUGGGUUUGAACUUACUAGACUCUUAGAAAAAAAGAAGAAAAAAAUGUGUAGUUUUUUCAAAAAACAGUAAUCGAAUCAACAUUCAAUUAUGGAAUCGAGGCUAAAUGUGAAUAUUGGAUUGUUCAUGUUAUGAGUGGAUUAUUGAAUCAACGAACGAAAUCAUUUUUCCGUUAAUGAAUUUAUUAGUUCGUUAGCGACAGGAACGCUUCACCUGGUUUGACUGUAAAAGUGUGUUGUGUCAGAAAAAUACAUUUUAACUUAGUGCUUAUUUAUGCACACCCACUUAUUCAUGAAUGCCCAUUUACAAUACUAUUAUUUUUAUUAGAUUUUGAACUACUCCCAAGUAAUCUGGGCACUCAUGAAUGCAGGUAGCCUGAAAUUCAUCCGAUUACUUCGAGUUGUUUUCUCCUCUCAACAAUCGACGGGCCGUUAAUGCCAUCCAGUGGCGUCACUCAGUACCCGAAAACCUGGUAGUGAUUAUUGGUUGAUUGUCUAAACAUUUGCAUAUAUUAUGUAUAAUUAUGAAAAAUUUUAGCGGGAUUGUCGCUUGAUAUUCAGCGGAUCGCAUCCCUGGCAUUCUUUCGUGUAGUUCAAACAUUUCGAUAAGCUUAAUCUUUAUCUUAAACAGCAAAAUUGCCCUUGUCUUCGAAACUGAAAUGCUAAAUUGAACUGCAAAUGAAGAAUCAUUGCGGAGAGUUGGUAGGUUUUUCAUUUAGAGCCGCUUUGUGGUUUCAGUGACCGGUGAUUUUGUUUACGCGAAGUUUUCUGAGAUCAAUGUUGUAAUUCGACCUUCUUGCUAUUUUCACUGUCAAGUGUAAUGAUUCUGUUAGCUUUUCUUUCUUGUUUCCUGGUUUUUUUAUUCUUCAUUAAAUAGCUUCUUUUCAAUUAAAGCAAAUCAUUGUGUUUUUGAACUAAGUGUUUCAAGUGUGUGUUUAUUUCAUUGCGUGAUUGCGACCGAGUUUGAUUAUAGAAUUCAGUACAACUGGUUCAUUGUUGUACUGCACGCAGUUGAUAGGUUGAAUGUUAAACAUGAAUUACGAUUGAAAAAAGUAAAGUAAUUCUGUAUCAUGCAGACAUUUUUAAACAGUAUUUCUUGGUUUGCCACUUGAAAAUCGUGUUUUACUUUUUGCAUGAAUUAUUAAAGCAAAGGUCAAGGAGUAGUGACGUCACUGGACGGCAUUAAACGGCUGGUCAAUUCAGACGUUACUGAGGGAGUAAUUACGACUCGAAGUAAUUGGUUGAAAUUCAGGCUAGAAUGCACCUGGGACUCAGAAUUUCCUUCUUUCUUAAUUCCUUGGCUUGUAGAAUUGUCAGUUAAGAUAUAAACAAUAAUAGCCAGCUAGAUUUCAUAAAAUAAUUUGCUGUCAUUUCAAGUGCUAGUGCCAUCAGCUCUUGAAUCCAAUCAAUCUCACUGCAGGUAUGUAACCUGUGUGUUACCUAACAGUACAAGCUGAUUUGAAAUAACUCCUCGUUUUGUUAUCUCCCCAACCAAUGGAUCAGUUUCAUAAGAACUGAGUGUAUUCUACUGCUGUCUUUAGUCACACUGGACACCACUCAUGAUUGCUACAUCAGCUGGAAGAGAUGCAAUUGUUUCUAUGUUAAUUUGUCAUGGAGCUGAUAUAAACAGCUCAAAUGAAGGUGGACAAACAGCACUACAUUAUGCAGCAUCAAGAAACAGACAUCAAGUAUGAGAAUCUUAUAUCUGGUACAAUUUGUUUUAAGUGUUUAGUUAAGGAUUUGAGGGAAAUGGCUUUUUCUUUUUCUGACCUAGUAAUCAAUAUUGGGCCAGUGUGCUGGUAAUAAUUAUCAUAGUAAUAAUUUAUUGCCAAGCUCAGGGGGAUGAGGUAACAGCUAUGCAACAGCCACUGAGUCUGAGCAUCACGUGGGAAGAGUGAAUGUUGGUACUUGAAUUAUUACCAGAAAAGAUUGACUGGAGCCACAUUUUCAUUUAAUAUAUCUUCAUAGUAUGAAAGUAGGAGAAACGCUUUCAUAGGUUCCCAUCACAAAUAGCUGAUCAGGUCAUGCUACAGAAAUGGUGCUGAUGUGUUAUAGUCUGUGAGUAACACAAAUAUAUUAUAUAACUUCUAACAUGGUAGUUAAAGACACAUUUUUUAAUGUAUAUUUCCCAUUCUUUCAAGAUAAAAACUAUUCAUAAUGAUAACAGGAUCAUCAAUAAAUUUUUCUUCAAUAAUUUAGUAUCAAUUCAUUCAAAAGCUCAUUUUCACCUAAUGCAAUAAAUAACAGCUAGAUUAACUGGUUAUUGUGGAAAUAAUGAGUUCUAAUAAAAUUGAUGUUAGAUUGCAGAAGAGCUUCUUCAAACUGGUGCACAUGUUAAUGUGCAGGACAGAACAAUUGCUGGUACUCCUCUGCAUCGUGCUGCAUCAAGGUACAAUAGACUUAUGUCAUGAUGCUAGUUGAAGAAAGCCUUGGGCAACCUAUCUGCAUGUUGACCACCUUAGUUAAGGAAAUGGGCAUGGCGGAGUUUUUAAAAAUGGGUGGAUUGUAGAGGAAUAUUAAUUAGCCACUGGAGUUCCAUAAACUCUAGCACUUUUUUUUUUAAAUAGGGCUGGCCAAAUACAGUAGCAGAAAAUCAUCAUGCUUUUCUCAAACCUUUUAUGAUAAUAUUUAUUCAAAUAUUUCUGUAAAUGUCUAGCUCACUGUUGGCUGGUUUUUGGUGCUAAAGGUAGUUGUUUUAGCUAAUUUCUCAGAAAUCUCGUAGAGAAAUCCACUUUUUAUAUAAUAACAAAUUAAUUUUAUACAAUGUGUCAAUGAAUCCCAGGUGUGAGAGACUCCCGUGUAAAAGUGACUGGGAUGCUUGUUGUCUUGCUUUGGGGUGUAAAUUGCAGAUUUUGGUCUCAUGUAGGGUGUUUGGGAUGGAAAGUUACUAUAUUUGUCCAUUUAGGUAUUGCUUAGUCCUGUGCAUAAUGAGAUUUACAAAAAAUGCCCUGACCCUGACCACACAGAAAUCUCCUUGGGGGGUCAGUUUAAGCUUGAGUCACACCCACGUUGGUCUCCCUGAGGUAUUUAAUUUGAAUUUUCCGACGAGCAUUCCCGUCACUUUUAAUAUGGGAGUCCCCCCGGCGAUGAAUAAUGGUAAUAGAACUGAAUUUAUUCCAGGGGAGGGGGGGUUAAAGCCAUGAAAUGAUUAGGCAAAACCCAGACUUUAUAAGAGUUCAACUUAGGGCUUCAUAUGACUGGCCAGAUUCCAGAGUUUUGUUAAACACUGAAAAAAAAGUGGACAAAGGCCAAAAAAAAGCGAGUAUUUGCAGGUUUGGUUAAAAAAAUCGUUUAUGGUAAGCCUUUGUCUCUGGUUUGUUUUGAAAGAGGUCAUUCCAAGAUAGUGAAGCUCCUAUUGAAGCAUGGUGCUCGUUGUGAUAUACAGGAUGCAGAGGGCAACACAGCACUGUGAGUAUAAACCCACUUAUAUUAUUUAAGCAUUACAAUACAAUGUAACUUUUAAUACCCUGUGUUUACUUCUUUAGUGUUAUCAGUCUAAUUAUCUACAAUGCUUUUCUCUUCAGUCACAUGGCUUGUCAAGAAGAAAGAGCUGAAAUAGCUGUAAUACUAGUAGAAAAUGGAGCGAACCUACACAUACAAAAUAAGGUAGGUAUCAAACAGAUGUUUAUCUCUAUCUCACUGCCAUAUUUCAGGUCUUUACAGUAAGUUACAGAGCACGCCUUUACUUAGUGAACGGAUUAAGAAGAGGAUAGCGAUGUCUUCAGUAAUUAGGGAGUCAACGUGGUCAGGUGUAGACUAAGUAGUUCACUUGUUUCCUUGGGUUGCAAGAGGGGGACGACUGAAUUUCAGGUCAAAUUGUUGGUUGUGUGAUCAGAGCGCCAGACGUCUGGGCUUAAGUCCCGCGAUUUACUAGCUAUAGAAUUGUUUCCGGGUAGUGCCGAGUUCACUUGCUUGGUCAGGGGUGGAGCUAAGUGUCCAUAUCAGUACAAAGUUGUCAGGGGGUUCAAAUAAUUGGGAUGUUGAUUACGGGUGUUUUGGGGAUUUUUGAAAACGCUGCUAAGAGGGCCACGGAGAAGUACCGAGGUGCUUUAGUUCGUCUUAAUAAUGUUGAUGUCCUUGAAGAGUCUAACAUUCGUAUUGGCCCCCGCCAAUCUGGUACCUUAUGUACCGUUAUCGCAAGUGAAUAACUAAAUCUUGAAAUUUCAAGUUUUGGUUACUCACCUGUAAUUACCUCACCGUGAUAACUAACGACAUAUAACUCACGAUCUUCUUAAACAGGCUUUAUAUUUGUCUUCUUUAGGAAAAAGUGACCCCCUUGGAUCUCGCAAACAAGGGGCUUGCGAGACAGCUUAUUCAAAUGAGAGAUGAGUAUGACUGACUCCACAUGUGAAAAUCGUGGUAGGCAAGUCAGCGUCAAUUUCCCUGCGGUUUUCCACCUCACUUACUGGAAGUAAAAAAAUGUUAAGAAAAGAACAUUCGUAAUGACAUUCAUUAUUUGAAGUUACCAGAAUUAAGUAUAGAAACAUUGAGAUUACCGAUCUAUUAUUUACACCGUACCUACCAUUCUAAGUUAAUUGAAAGUACAUUUUUGAAUUUCUAAUGCAUUUGUGUGAAACCGCUAGAUAUAGUCGAACCUCCCAUAAGCGACCACCCAAAAUGCAAAGACUGAGUGGUCGCUUAGGGAAGGUGGUCUUUUACAAGAAUCGAACCACAGGGCGCCUUUUCCCAGAAGAGGUUCAGGUACAGCUACUUUGUGGAAGUUAUUGCAUGCAAUUUCUUAGUUACGACAUGUGUAGUUCCAUGUUGUCACUAAAGUUCUUCGUAUAUUCUUAGUAGCAUAGUCCACACAACGAACAUAGAGAUCAGAGAAUGCGUCAAGUGGUCGCUUACAAGAGGCUAAGAACAAUGGAAAAUCAUUAACCGUCAGGUCCCAAAAAGUGGUCGCGGUCGCUUACAUGAGGUGGUCGGUUACUAGACGUUGCAACUGUAAGGCUUUGACUGGGAAAAUUUUGGUGCUUUGGAUUGGCGGUCGUUGAUGGGAGCUGGUCGCACAUGGAGGUUCGACUGUAUACUAAUUUUCCUAAGCAUAAUGUACAACUUAAACAGAUUUAUUGCUUCCUAAAAGUUUAAAUUGUACAUAACCAAUAACUGUGUAAAAAUCAGUGGAAGUAAAAGUUGGCCGGAU
Porites lobata is the source of this 6703-nucleotide messenger RNA. Lineage: Eukaryota; Metazoa; Cnidaria; Anthozoa; Scleractinia; Poritidae. The record is from the annotation of a GenBank genome assembly.